Molecule: messenger RNA, 1575 nt
Organism: Parascedosporium putredinis
Lineage: Eukaryota; Fungi; Ascomycota; Sordariomycetes; Microascales; Microascaceae
Source: the annotation of a GenBank genome assembly
AUGGCGCCGAUCUCAGGCCCCAUCACCGGCCUUUUGAGCCUUCUGCUCCUCUGUCCCGGAGCACUCGCACAACACAACCAUGUCGCGCGGCAAGACGCCGCAACGACCACCACUAGCGCCGCCAUUACCGCCGUCACCGGCUGCCAUCUUCAUGACACCACAGUAUAUUGUAUGGUCGGAUCGGAAGAGUACGUUGUCGACACCACAGUCACGGCCACGGAAGAGCUGCCAGCUAGUUACACCGGCUGCCACACGCACGGCAGCGACUUGUACUGUCUUUCUCCCGAUGGCGACGACGUCGCUGUUUCUCUGCCCGCCGAAGAAGGCGAGGCUGGCCAUGACGAGCACGACGAUCACGACGGCGAGGAAUCUGGCGAGAGCGAAGAACCCGCCGGAGAAAACUGCCACUUCCACGCUGGCGUAGAACACUGUGUCAGUUCGGGAGAAUCCGAAUCUGCAUCUUCGGAUGGUUCAUCCACCGGCUCAUCAGCAUCGAGAUGUAACAAGGUGGACCGAGACUACAAUGUGCCCCUACGAAUCGGACUCAUCUUUGCCAUCCUCGCGACUAGCUCUCUUGGUGUCUUUGCCCCCAUCUUCCUUGUCAAGUAUCUCCCCGCGAAACUCAACGUUGUCUUGAUCACGAUGAAGCAAUUCGGCACGGGAAUCAUCAUCUCUACGGCGUUUGUUCAUCUAUUUGUACAUGCUACGUUGAUGUUCGAGAACCAAUGCCUGGGCGAGCUCAAAUACGAGGGAACGGCGGCGGCCAUCCUCAUGGCGGGUCUCUUCAUCUCAUUCCUCGUCGAGUACUUUGGCGAGCGAUUCAUGCGAUCUCGUCUCAACAAGAAGAUGAUUAACGGCAGCCCCGAAGGAUACUCGAUCGAGAAGCACAAUGCCUCGCUUGAAUUGGUCAACAUCACUGUGAUGGAGGCGGGCAUCAUCUUCCAUUCCCUGAUCAUUGGUGUCACCCUCGUUGUCUCUGGCGACUCCUUCUUCCUCACCCUUUUCAUCGUCAUCGUCUUCCACCAAUUCUUCGAGGGCCUCGCGCUCGGUUCCCGAAUUGCCGCCCUCGGCACCAACAAGCACUACGCCCUCGCCGGGCUCGGACAUCACUCGGAGCACCAGCACGGUCCGGGUCAUCACCAUCACCACUCGCACAACCCCGAGCAGACAAGCGACUCCCUCUCCAAGGCGGCAGGAGGAGAGGCUACGCCAUCGCUGAACGGUUCUGCCGUUAACCGCGAGGAGCCUGAGGCGGCAGCUGGAAAGUCAAACUUCCCCAUGUCGCAAAAGAUGAUUCUGGCGACCUGCUUCGCCCUGGUCACUCCCAUCGGCAUGGCCAUUGGUACCGGUGCGCUGUCGGUAUUUAACGGAAACGAUCCGGCGACGGUAAUUGCUAUUGGCACGCUGGAUGCCUUUUCGGCCGGUAUCCUCGUCUGGGUUGGUGUUGUGGAAAUGUGGGCCGCGGAUUGGAUGGGCGGCGAGAUGGCGGAGGCGUCGGCUUUUACGACAACCAUGGGCCUGUUUGGCUUGAUUGCCGGCAUGGCGCUCAUGAGCUUGCUCGGAAAGUGGGCGUAA